Oncorhynchus mykiss (rainbow trout) is the source of this 3999-nucleotide messenger RNA. Its product is annotated as thymocyte selection-associated high mobility group box protein TOX. The record is from RefSeq and is a predicted model, not a curated record. Gene Ontology annotation, cellular component: nucleus. NCBI's taxonomy places the organism in Eukaryota, Metazoa, Chordata, Actinopteri, Salmoniformes, Salmonidae. Gene Ontology annotation, biological process: regulation of transcription by RNA polymerase II; leukocyte differentiation. Gene Ontology annotation, molecular function: chromatin DNA binding.
GCGCUCUUGCCCCUGCCCUGUCUGUAAAGUCCUUUGUAUGAAUUGCGAGCAAACAGGCAAUCCCACCGUGCCCCAUUCGCUUGCAGACGACUGUAGCCGCUGGAUAGAAACAACUACUGUCGCUGCAAAUGCAUCUGUCAGAAAGAGAAAGACGCGCAAUAACUUCUUCAACAAUCGAGUGAUAGCCUACAGUUUUCAAAGUUACACCGUUUUACCUUCGUUUACCAAGUCCGUCGUUGAUAGUGCGACGUACGUUGAUAAUGUAAGUUUUUUUCUUUCUUCAGUAAAACCGCGAACGCAUGCGAGAGCAUCACAGUUUUCCAUUUUUAGCAUCCAACCCUAGACUUUUGCCCAGUUCGACCAUCGGUCUUCAUAGUACCUUCAACUUUUGAGGACUCAAAAGUAGACGCCGGAGUGGAAAAGCUUGUGUGGAGAUUGAUGUUUUACUGAAAUGGACGUGAGAGUAUAUCCACCUCCACCACAGUCUUUAUCAGCAACAGAUUCUUCCCGAUUGGGACCAUUGCAGUAUCCUGAUUCCCCGUACUGCAAUAAGUACAACAGUGAGACCAUGUUCCUGGGCAUGCCAGAGGCUGGCCUGGACUUUGUGCCAACCAACCAGUUCCGUGUGCCUCCCAACCCCCACCAGACGCAGACCAGCGCCAAGCAGACUGGACCCCUGUGGAAACGAGAAGGCUCUGCUCACUCCGAUGGCCCCCGGCUACCCUGGUCCUACCCAGUGCCCAGUUUGGGGGAUGAAGACUUCAACAUUCCCCCCAUCACGCCUCCCACCAUCCCAGAACACAUGCUGCACCCCCACCUACCAGAGUCGGAGUCUGGCUCCUACCACCCGCUGGCACCCUCUCACUCCCAGAGUGGCCUGCACCCCUUCCACUUGCAGGGAAUGGACAUGAUGGGUCAGGAUGGAGGGCUGUUGAGCCAAAAUGGCGGCCUAAUGUCCAGCACCCUGUCUGUGAUGCAACAAAUGGUCAAUUCCGAUUCCCGGUACAGCAGCCAUCAGCCAAUGGAAGCGCUCAGACCCAGGAGCCAAUCAGGCAUGGGACAUCAGAGUCAGCUGACCACCAUCAACCAAUCACAACUCAAUGCCCAGUUGGGACUGAGCGGGAACAACGUUACCCAUAAUUCCCCAUCUCCCCCUGGGAGCAAGUCGGCCACACCCUCUCCUUCUAGUUCCGUACAUGAGGAUGACAAUGAAGAAUCAAUAAAGGCAGAGAAGCGACCGGCAGCGGUCGAGACUCCCAAAAAGCCCAAGACCCCCAAGAAGAAGAAGAAGAAGGACCCCAACGAACCCUCGAAACCAGUUUCUGCCUACGCCCUGUUCUUCAGAGACACCCAGGCAGCCAUCAAGGGCUCCAACCCCAAUGCUACCUUUGGAGAGGUGUCCAAGAUAGUGGCCUCCAUGUGGGACGGCCUCGGAGAGGAACAGAAACAGGUGUACAAAAAGAAGACAGAGACUGCCAAGAAGGAAUACCUGAAGCAGCUGGCGGCAUACAGAGCAAGCCUGGUCUCACAGAGUUACAAUGAGCCAGGUGAGGUCAAAGUGUCCCAGGCCUCCUCCAUGCUGGGCCCCAAGCCCCCCGUGUUCCCCGGAUCAGGCCACCAGCACCCCCAGCAGCACCCCCACCCCCAUCACUCCCACCCCAGCCUCUACAUGAGCCACCCUUACCAUCACCAGAGCCACCACCCCCACCCCCACCACCAGCAACAGCAGUCCCAGCAGCACCAGGCCGGCCUCAGCCCCCACCUGUCCCCCCUCCAAGGUCUCUCCCGGGGGGUGACCCCCCGGCCCAGUGGACCCCAUUCAGGUGGGGUGUCUCUGGGCAGCAUGGCGGCGGUGUCCCCCCCUCCUUUCCAGAUCAGCCCGCCGCUCCACUCCCACUCCCACCUAGGAAUGCACCACCAGCAACAGCUCGGAGGACACCCGCUGUCUCUGCACUCACCCUCAAUGGGACAGGGAUUCCCUCUCCAAUCAGAUUUCCAGAACAUGCUCAACUCGUCCGGUGGGCAGGGACUGUCCCCAUCCAUGGACUACAGACAGGUGUGUCGAAAUGGGCCCAGCCAGCACCUCGACUGGACCAGCGAAUACUGUGGCAAUGGAGCUCUUCAGAGAGACAAGCCUCUGUUCCUGACCUGAUCUGACCUCUAACCUCUACACACCUCCACUCAACCACCCAUGGACCGGAUCGCAACCAGACCCGGUCAACAUUCAGUCCCACUCUUUAUUCACUGAACCAAGGCAUGAUUAUCCUCUCCCCCAGUAGAAAGUCCUUGACCACCACCCCCCACUCUGGCUGAACCAUCUGACCAACUGACCGUCACUCAAAAACAAGAAAGACAUAAGCACAUAUUGCAAAACAUCCAUAUUUUGAUAUUUGUGGUUCUUUAUGAUCUACCUUGAAAAAAAUCAUACUGAUGUCAUGAGUGGGUUUCAGAUAGUUUUGUAACAAACACCCUCCCCUGAUAUUAGAUUUUAAAAAAUGUAAAGUUCUGGACUUUUUAAUUGUUGGAUGGCCAUAGAGGCAGAAAGAAAAGGUGCUCAAAGAGUUGAACGAAUAGGCAGCAAUGUCACAUCUACUGAUGUGUCGUUGGAUCGUUACUGAUAUAUCGUUAGAUUGUGUUUUGAGGAAGACAAAGCUGAUGACCAUAUUUUUGAUCAUGACCGUUGUUGAAAUCCCAGAAGUUAAUUUAGCACUUAGGGGCUUUUUUUUCUCCACACAUAGCAAGAUGUAAACCAAAACCCCAAACUAACAAGACUUUUUAAAAGGAAAGACAAGAUGUUUUAGCCUUCAAAAGAAAUUAACAAAGAACACAUGUAUUAUACUUCUCUCUCUCUCUCUCUCUCUCUCUCUCUCUCUCUCUCUCUCUCUCUCUCUCUCUCUCUCUCUCUCUCUCUCUCUCUCUCUCUCUCUCUCUCUCUCUCUCUCUCUCUCUCUCUCUCUCUCUCUCUCUCUCUCUCUCUCUCUCUCUCUCUCUCUCUCUCUCUCUCUCUCUCUCUCUCUCUCUCUCUCUCUCUCUCUCUCUCUCUCUCUCUCUCUCUCUCUCUCUCUCUCUCUCUCUCCUUCCUACUGAACUGCCUUAGAGACUGCCGUGUGUCUUUGAGCAGAGUUGUGUUGCUCUAUCUAAACUGAUGAUGAUGAUGUUCAUAGGAUCCUCUGUGGACUAUGCCUCGGCUGGUUAGUGUAGCCAUCACCUCAAGCUGUACAUAGAUUUUUGUUUUACUCUUUUACUCCUCGAGUUUUUUUGUUCCAAGUGCAGUGUGAUUGUGAAUUGGAUCACACCAGUUGUAAUUUAACUAUCAAAGAAUAAGGGAAAUUGAUUAAACAGCUUUUAUAGCUGUUUGGACUCUAUUGGGCGUAGGAAUUGUCAAUAUAAUGAUAUUUGUAAGAUAAAACUUGGUAAAUCAGUUGUUUUCAUCCUCUGAAAUAACGUCAUAAACGUUGGCUGCCCUUUACCUGGAAAACAUCACAAAAUAUGAGUUUUGUGAAAGUAUACAAACAAAAACAUGUUUUGUUUUGUACAAAUCCUUUUUUGGUACAACUUCUGGGCAUAUUGAUUAUAUGAAUUGUCAUAAAGCUCCUUUAUCUGAAGUUGCUUUUCUUUAUCAGCCGAAAGUGUCUGAUAAUGAGGGAAGGAGAUUGGUAGAGACAGAUUGGUAGAGUGGAGAUAUAUAACCCUGACAUCUGGCUUGUCAUCGCUCUUCUGAUCACUCCAUCACUCUCUCUCUCUUUCUCUCCAUCAAGUCUGUUCAUCACGCUGCGCCUAUUUAUGAAACAAUAACUGUAGGUGUUUUUUUUAAAAGCCCUUAUGUUUAAUAGCGUUGAUGAUGGCUGUCUUCUCUUGUUUCAUUUGGGUUCCUUUCUCUUUGGCAGAAAAACGUCUCCAGGCAACAACAAUGUGAAGAAUUGUAUUCUUAUUUUUAGUUUCUAAUGUGUUUGAAAGAAAUAAAGUCAAACCUGCAUUUUUGUGUGCAGUAAUCACUCA